AUGCUGCGACAAGGGCACCUCAAAGAGUUACUAAGCGACAGGGGAAGAACUAACUUUGCCAAAGGACGCGAACACCAAGGACCGCCAAAACCUCCCUCAGCAGCUCGUACCAUCAACAUGAUCAUCGGCGGUAGCGAUGACGCCUCUAUCAACAUCGUGAUGUUCACCACUACCCACAAACUCAAGCGAUCUAUCACCCGCAAACGGUACGACGAACUCAAAGAAAGUAUCAUCUUCGACAAGUCAGAUGCCGACGGUUUGACCUUUCCUCAAAAUGAUGCUCUCAUUAUUACAUUACAUAUUUUAGAUACCGAUGUUAAAUGCAAUAUGAUAGAUGACGGGAGCGACGAAUGCAUUAUCCAUCUCCGAGUGCUUACCCAAAUGAGAUUCGAAGAUAAGAUAGUGUCGCGCUGCAUCACGCUAACUAGUUUUAAUAAUGCAGUUGAAGAGACAUCCGGGGAAAUUACACUCCCCGUUUUGGCCGGCGGCGUAACUAUGGAGACAACGUUCCAUAUCAUGGACCAGGCUACCGCGUACAACGCCAUAGUGGCACACACAUGGAUACAUCUCAUAAAAGCCAUCUCCUCCAGGUCAUACCAAGUAAUUAAAUUCACAACUCCAUGGGGGUUUUUCAGUAUACGAGGAGAACAACGCACAUCACGAUAA
Messenger RNA from Nicotiana tabacum (common tobacco), 666 nucleotides. NCBI's taxonomy places the organism in Eukaryota, Viridiplantae, Streptophyta, Magnoliopsida, Solanales, Solanaceae. The record is from RefSeq and is a predicted model, not a curated record.